CUGUGUGCCCAGCCUGCCUCCCCGCCGCGCCCGGACCCGCGCCGCGCCCCGCUCCCCGCGCCGGCGCUGUCCUCCCGCCUCCUCCUUCUCCAGAAAAAGUCGCCAUUUUGGUUCACUGCCUUCGCCCCCCCGCGGUCGGCGCUUCCGGGCCAGGCUGCAGCCCGUGUCCGGCCUCAGGUGACAGAGAUGACUGAAUCCUUCUGUGUUGGAGGAGGCCGCCGGCUUCAAGGGUCCAGCAAAAGUGGAUCUGGAAAGGGUGGCAGCCGGAAGGAGGUCCAGCUUCCCAUGUUGCAGGACCCACCAAAGCUGGGUAUGCCAGUGGUCCACAGUGGACAUACAGUCCCUAGCCAGGCCUCACUCUGCUUUGAUCCCGGAAACACUGCCAGUGACAGGACAGAAGGGAAGAAAAAAGGGAGGCCGAAAGCUGAGAACCAAGCUCUCCGAGAUAUUCCUCUCUCCCUGAUGAACCAGUGGAAAGAUGAAUUCAAGGCACACUCAAGGGUGAAGUGUCCAAACUCAGGGUGCUGGCUAGAGUUCCCUAGCAUCUACGGGCUCAAAUACCACUAUCAGCGGUGCCAAGGGGUAAGGGGCUGCGGGUCGGGGAAGAGGAGGCCUGGGAGUGCGUCUGGGCAGAGGCCCCCGGGGCCCCAUCCCACACCUACCCUCCCUGCCCAGGGUGCUAUCUCAGAUAGGCUGGCCUUCCCUUGCCCCUUCUGCGAGGCCGCAUUCACCUCCAAGACCCAGCUGGAGAAGCACCGGAUUUGGAAUCACAUGGACCAUCCCCUGCCUGCCCCUAAGCCUGGCCCAGUCAGCCGACCGGUCACCAUCCACCGGCCUGUUGGGGUCAGCAAGCCCAUCGGAGUGAGCAAACCUGUUACUGUUGGCAAACCAGUGGGAGUCAGCAAACCCAUUGGCAUCAGUAAGCCAGUCACAGUCAGCAGGCCCAUGCCAGUCACCAAGCCUGUCACAGUCAGCAGGCCCAUGCCAGUCUCUAGGCCUGUGCCAGUCACCAAGCCCAUCCCAGUCACCAAGCCCAUCCCAAUCACCAAACACAUGCCGGUCACCAAGCUUGUGACAGUUACAAAACCUGUGCCACUCACCAAGCCAGUACCAGUCAGCAGGCCCAUUGUGGUCAGCAAGCCAGUGCCGGUCAGCAGGCCUAUUGCCAUCAGCAGACACACACCACCCUGCAAAAUGGUAUUGCUGACCAAAUCUGAGAACAAAACACCUCGUGCUACAGGCAAGAACAGCAAUAAGAAAAGGGCUGCAGACAGUUUGGACACCUGCCCCAUCCUGCCCAAGCAGGCAAGGCCAGAGAAUGGAGAGUAUGGCCCAUCCACCAUGGGCCAGAGUGUGACUUUCCAGCUGGGAACAGAUCCCAGCAACAGCUCCCUACUGCCAGGAAGCAGGCCUUUAAUGGGCAAAGAGGCACUUCAGCCUGCAGACCCGACAUCCCAGCCAGAGGAGGACCCCGAGCGCACAAAGCACAGAAGGAAACAGAAAACACCCAAGAAAUUCACAGGGGAGCAGCCAUCUAUCUCAGGGACCUUUGGGCUCAAAGGCCUGGCCAAAGCUGAGGACAAGGCCCGAGUUCAUCGCUCCAAGAAACAAGAAGGAUCAGGCUGUGAGGAAGUGCGGAAGAAGGUGCUGGCCACCCCUGUCACUGUCAGCAAGGAGGCACCAGCUCCUGUGGCCCACCCAGCCCCAGGUGGGGGCUGCCUGGCAGGACCCAGGACAGGUGGCCCUGAGGAGCAGUGGCAGCGAGCCAUCCAUGAACGGGGGGAGGCUGUCUGCCCCACCUGCAAUGUGGUUACCCGGAAGACCCUCGUGGGGCUCAAAAAACACAUGGAAGUAUGUCAUAAGUUGCAGGAAGCACUCAAAUGCCAGCACUGCCGGAAACAGUUCAAGUCUAAGGCUGGUCUCAAUUACCACACCAUGGCUGAACACAGUGCCAAGCCCACUGAUGCUGAGGCCUCUGAAGGGGGAGAACAGGAGGAGCGAGAGAGGCUUCGAAAGGUGCUGAAGCAGAUGGGACGCCUACGUUGCCCCCAGGAGGGCUGCGGAGCCGCCUUCUCCAGCCUCAUGGGUUAUCAGUAUCACCAGCGGCGCUGUGGGAAGCCAGCAUGUGAGGUAGACAGUCCCUCCUUCCCCUGUACCCACUGUGGCAAGACUUACCGAUCCAAGGCUGGCCAUGACUAUCAUGUGCGUUCAGAGCAUACAGCCCCGCCCCCUGAGGAGCCCACAGACAAAAUCCCUGAGGCUGAGGACCUGCUUGGAGUAGAACGGACCCCAAGUGGUCGCAUCCGUCGCACAUCGGCCCAGGUUGCCGUGUUCCAUCUACAGGAGAUUGCAGAGGAUGAGCUGGCCCGUGACUGGACCAAACGGCGCAUGAAGGAUGACCUUGUGCCUGAGACUGCACGGCUCAACUACACUCGGCCAGGCCUCCCUACACUUAACCCUCAGCUGCUGGAGGCAUGGAAGAAUGAAGUCAAGGAGAAAGGCCAUGUGAACUGUCCCAAUGAUUGCUGUGAAGCCAUCUACUCCAGUGUGUCCGGCCUCAAGGCCCAUCUUGCCAGCUGCAGCAAGGGGGACCACCUGGUGGGGAAGUACCGCUGCCUGCUAUGUCCCAAAGAGUUCAGCUCUGAGAGCGGUGUCAAGUAUCACAUCCUUAAGACCCAUGCAGAGAAUUGGUUCCGGACCUCAGCUGACCCACCUCCCAAACACAAGAGCCAGAACUCCUUGAUGCCUAGGAAAGAGAAGAAGAAAAGUCUGUCAGGAGGAAAGAAGCGGGGCCGUAAGCCCAAGGAACGGUCCUCUGAGGAGCCAGCAUCUAAGCUGCCACCUAACAGGGAUGACUGGCCCCCAGGAGGCAGAGACAAGGGGGCCCGAGGCUCUACUGGGAAGAAGGCUGGAACUGGGAAGGCACCUGAAAAGUGAGCCUAGUGGGCAGGGCCUAGCCACCAUGCCCAACUUUGUCCAGAUUAGGGGAGCCAGUUCCAGACCUGUCCUCCACCUCCACACACACACACCCAUCUGUCCAGAGGGUUGGCAAACCACUCUGAUCUCCCUGAAAGUGGUCCUUCCCCUGUUUAGGCUGCCUCACGUGGCUAGGUGGGGCUCCCCAGGAGUGCCAGGGGCAGCAGCAAAAGUGCAAUAGGCUGGGGCCCCAGCCAUUCCUACAAGGACAUUCUUGGACCUGGCAAAAUCUAGAGCUUUGGUGCCAUGGGGCAUGAAGUGUGCUUGAACAGCCAAAUGGCCCCUAUCUCCACCUCCCUCUGGCCCAGUAGGGUCCUCACUCUGACUCCCUCAAGGCUCAGACAUUCCUGGUGACCCAUAAUUGUGGGCUGAUGAGGCACCUGAGCAGCCUGGCUGCCAUCACUUAGGCCUCACCUCCACCCAACACUGGAUCUCCAGUAACUCCCAGCUACCUCCCAGGACAGACCCUGUCUAGCUACUGCCAUGCUGCCCUGACAGCCACCCACCCAUCUGUCCUCUUGCAUCCACUUAUGACCCCCUUGCUUCUGUUUUCUACCUCUCUGGGCCUACUCCUCUCCUCUGUCAUUUCUGCUGUGUUUCAGGCCUCACCCUACUGACUGGUGUGGUCAUGGUGGAAUAUGUAGCCUUCCAGGCAAGGAAAGAAUUCUGUGUGUUCUACCUUCAGGGAGGCCCAGACCCAUAGCUACCAACCCGAGAGCAAAGGACUAGAAUGUUCCACCUCCAGCCUUUAGUUUCUGAUCUUGUUGGCACCCUGAGGCAUGCCUCCCUGGGGCCACAGCCAUGUGAAGCAGAGGCUGGCCAGAAGGAGCCUCUAGCCCAGGAGUAGCGCCUAUGAGAGACUGCUUAUGUCUACCAUGCUAGGUGGGCCCAUAAGCCAAGUUCCGUGGAAGCUCUCUUUUUUUUUCCCCCUGCUUUAGCUGCUCUCAGUAUCUAGUGGCAGUCAGUCAUUGAUACAGAAACUAAGGGAUAGUGAAAGAUGGGGUCUCAGCCAGUGUAGUGGCUCUAGGCUGGGUCCCACCCCUUUAGGGGCCCUGAGGAUAACAGGGUCUGCAGGUUGGGCAAGGCCUGGAAGAGAGAUCUGGCCUCCUUCCUGGUUCUACUUUCUAACCCUACCCACCACUCUGAGCCACACCGGAAGAAGGCUGGAGGAGAAGAGAACAGGCUUUUUCCAGUGUGGGUAGGGGUGGACUUGAGUCCUCUGCUUCUGAUCCUGGACGAUGUGAAUUUUGAUAUUUGCCUGUGUGUGUCUCCUGGAUGUUGUUGAUGGCAGUCUUGUUGCUGUGACAAGUAGCAACCUUUUUUAAAAUUCUGGUUUUUUUUUUUUUUUUUUGGCUUGUUUGUUUGUUUUUCUUUUUUAUACAAAACUCAACAAUUUUAUGUUUUGGUGCUAAGGGUUACCUGGUGCCGAAGGUAGAGCUGGGCUGUAGUACUGACUGACACCUGCCCCCUAACCUCAGGGGGAGGAGUUCCAAGAAGAUUUGGGAUGGAGUCUUUUAUACACUCCUAUCUAGGAAGGCUCUGACUCUAGGCAACCCUGGCGUGAUAUGCUGGGGGUAUUGAAUGGACUCUUCAAUUCCUACACACCUUUGACAUGAUCAGAGGGUGGCCACAGAGGUGGGUAAAAUCCAGUGUCAAAGGUCAAAGGGUAGGCUGGGGCUUUUGGGUGGUGGUGUGCAAUUGCAGAAGGGAAUGGGGCCCAAGUGCACUUUCACAACACCUCUGUGGGGUGUGACCAUCCACCUCAGCCUCUCAGGUACUUGGCACUUGUAGGAAGAAGUAGGACCUGGGUUUUGCUGGGGGUUGAGUUUCCAGGACAUGCCUCAAAACCUUGAUAUGGGACUUGAGGUUCUGGUCACUUGAUGUUUAGCACUUUAACUCCUUUGUCUUUGAGGUGGGUGUGGGGGCAGCUAUCAAAGGCGGCAGUUGGAUAGGUACCAGCUGGUGGUGGCUGGUAAGGGGUUUUGGCAAGCUAGUCUGUAAAACUCUCUUCUAAGGUAGUAAGGCCCUCCCUGGGCAGGGUUCAUCAGUCUGCCCACCUUCCUACUCUGGCCCAAAGGUGACCACCAGCCUACACAGACCCUCAGAGGGACCAUCAUGGCAGAUCUCCAGGAGGUGGUGGGCUUGGACUUAGAGGCCCAAACAAACCCUGGGUCCUUGGCAAAAUGCAAAAGUCAGGGUCUCUACAGAUCUACCUCUGGCUCAGCGCUUGCCCUGCCCUAAAAAACAAAAGUGCCAAGGGCAGACAUUUCAUGCAGAACCAGGGUGCACUUUAUGUUCCUGCACAGGCAGAUAUUGGUGCCUCCUGGGGGCUUUGGGGCCUUCCUGUCCCUAUAGUGGUUCUGAGGGGAGAGUCAUUCCUGCCUUCCCCUGUUGGAUAGAACCCAGGCCCUUUGCCCUGGAGGCCUGGUUUCCCAGGUCACCCCUCAUACCUGACUGCAGCGCCUCCUAAACUUUGGGUUCCUUGGUUUGGUUUUAAUACAGUUCUCAUUACACAAGUGCAUUUCUGGCUAUCACUUGUAACCAUAGAUAUACAUGCAUAUAUAUUCUAUCUACAAAGUGUUUUAUUUGCAAGAUGUUUUUGAGGUGCGCUUGGGUCCUGCCCGCCUUGUGUUCAUCUGUCCCCAUCCUCAUACCCUGGCCCAGAGUGGUGCGGUGGUGGGCCGUCAAUUGUAUGUAUUAAAAUUACUGUAUCAAAUAAA
This is a messenger RNA of Peromyscus eremicus (cactus mouse), 5696 nucleotides long. RefSeq names its product zinc finger protein 512B (gene Znf512b). Gene Ontology annotation, molecular function: zinc ion binding. The transcript has 16 exons. NCBI's taxonomy places the organism in Eukaryota, Metazoa, Chordata, Mammalia, Rodentia, Cricetidae. Bases 187 to 2937 code for a protein of 916 amino acids. The record is from RefSeq and is a predicted model, not a curated record.